Zingiber officinale is the source of this 1947-nucleotide messenger RNA. Its product is annotated as FCS-Like Zinc finger 10-like. The transcript is spliced from 4 exons. The record is from RefSeq and is a predicted model, not a curated record. Bases 522 to 1622 code for a protein of 366 amino acids. NCBI's taxonomy places the organism in Eukaryota, Viridiplantae, Streptophyta, Magnoliopsida, Zingiberales, Zingiberaceae.
UUUUUCUCAGGAGCAGUGUUUAGUUUGGGUAAUUGUGUUGAGUGCUGAUCGUGUCAUGAGCAGCAUUAAAUUAAUGCUGGGCUUUCGUAUUUCUCGAUCAUUAUGAUUGAGAGCAGUGCUGCAGAGACCACAGAGCUGCCCUGAAUUCGAUGCAUGCAGCCAAAAUGGAGGGGCAGGCCGAAGUGUAUGUGUGUGUGUGUGGGGCAGUGCUACUAUGCGAGCUUUGAUACAUUUGUCAAACCAGUUUAACUCCACCUGGUGGCCUUCUUGUGCUUCUCCCCUCAGUCUCCCACUGCAUGGAGAUGGAUCUCUCAUAGUUCACUUUGAGUGAGGGAGAGAGAAAUCAAGAAUAGCACCAAAAAGGGCUCAAAAGUCCCUUUCCUGAUGGUAGAACAAGUUAGUGCCUGUCCAUAUUCUUUAUUCUCACAUGGAUGUCCCCAGUGCCUUAAUAUUUUUUGGUGGUUCUGCAUGAUUACAAAAAGUCUUGAGAUGAUGAUGCUGUGUGGGAUUUCGUAUAUAAUAUGAUGCUGAAGAAGAGGAGCAGGCCAGUUCUCAAGGAUCAGAGCAAAGGGUACCUCAUGUCUCACUCAACCUCUGAUGGUGUGGUGAAAAAGAGUUCAACUAGCUCCUUUCUCAGUGUUCCUGGCCUGCUUGUGGGAUUCACCAGUAAGGGCUCAUCAGAUUGUGAUGCAGUUUGGAGCCCUACAUCUCCCUUGGACAAGGUCUUUUCUAGUAGAGGAAACUCAAACCUUGGCUCCCCUACUCCUGGAAGCUCCAAUGGCAGGCUUAAAUGUUGGGACAGCAGCAGAGUAGGGCUUGGCCUGGUUGAUUCCCUCAAGGAUGAUGAUGAGAACAAACCCUGUGGGAAGGCCUUGGGGAACAGGAAUAUUGUCUUUGGUUCACAGAUAAAGUUUAACAUCUCGAUCCCUAAACCUUGUGGAAUUUCUUCUCAGCAGAAUUUUGUUUCAUCCAAGUUUCAUUCUAAUUCUUCAGGGCUGGGUCUAGAAUCCAAAGAGGCUAAGUUGCAAAAUGAGGAGUUUGUGUUACUGCAAUCUUGUUCUGUCGAUACGGGUCGACUGUCUUUGCUCCUUACAAAGUCGUUUUGCAAUAGCUCCAGCAAUUUGCAAUCUGAGGUUCAAUCAGAUUCUAUGAACUCUGUGUUUGGCUCUACACUAGCUAAAGGGAAUGCCAAUUUUGAGAAGCUUUUGGGGUCCCUUCCAAUCUCUCUUGACUCUUCUCAUUGGUUGCUUAGUACCCUCUCCGCGAGUGAGAUCGAGCAGUCGGAGGAUUAUACUUGCAUUAUAUCUCAUGGACCUAAUCCUAAAAAGACUCACAUUUUCGGAGAUUGUAUACUCGAAAGCCACAACAUUGAAUCACCAUCUUUUAAGAAAACUGAUAGGAAGGAGGAGAAAGGGUGCACUUGGCCUCCAAAGCUCCCCGAGAAUUCGGUAUCAUGCUCUUCUUGCAAGAAGAAAUCAGAAGAGGGAAAAGACAUCUUCGUGCAUAGUGACCAAGAAAGAGAAAAGAUGAAGAAGCCCAGCAUAUUUUUAGCUGGCUCUCCUGGUUCAUCAUUCAAUGAGGAAACAUUGCUCGAUGAGAUGGCUUUGGCCUCAUGGGAUUGAUGAUCCUUCAGGCAUGGAGAUAAAACGGUUUGAUCAUCUGUCUAACAAGAGCUGUCGAUGCGAUGUGCAAUCGAUCUGUUUUGCAGCCAUGGAUGAUCGAAAUGUACAUUCAUUUGUUUGCUGAUUGUGUUUCAGAGUCCACAGUGGUGGUAAUGGGAUCUUGCAGGGAACUGUUCCACCACCCUUUCUUUCUUUUUUUGUUUUGUUUUCUGGACCUCAGAUCAAAUUUUAUGGAUGAUGUUGAUCAGUGAGGGUGUUAUCCACUGCUUGUCAAUUUUCCCUAUGAACUACAUAAAUUAUCAAUAUGAAUGGUGUCUUUCGGGCA